AUGCCUCCAAACAAGAAAAGGAACCGCCGCAACAAAGCCGCAACCCAGGGACAGACACAAUCCGCUCAGGUCCCGAAGACCAUCCCUUGUCAUCGCUGCGGCGAAGAGAUCAUUGUCCCCAAAGCCUGCAAGCACGGCAAGAAACUCAUCAACUGUCAGGGGACCGGUUGUACCACAGCCCACAUCGACGAACAUAACGCGAACUGUCGCCUUGCUGCUCCCUUCAGACCCUCCACUAUGCCACAACGCAUGCAAGGAACAAGCUCUGGAACAGCCGCUGGUCUGAGAGAACCUGAGCCAAUUCCAGUCAAGUCUGAUCUACUAGCCUCCACGCCUGAUGCUCCGGUAUAUGGAUCUUGGGUCACUGGACCACCAAAUGGACGCCUUACCGAUCUACUCAAGAGCUUCCCGUCCACUCGCACUGUUGCAAUGGGACACCUAUCGGAACAGCUUACAAGACUCAGGGCACACCGCGGCAAGCUUCCAAGAUACAUUCAGGGGGUCCCAUUAGAUGAGUGGUUUAAUGGGCUAGAGGAGGGGAGUAUUCUGCAGGUCACCGAAUGGACCGAGAAGUUGAGGGAUUUGGUUGAGGGCAAGAAGACUGCCGAGGAGAUCGGAUAUGACGACGAUGAUACCGACGACGAGGGCGACGCAUGCCCAACACCAGAGGAAGAGUGA
Cladophialophora bantiana CBS 173.52 is the source of this 678-nucleotide messenger RNA. RefSeq lists its product as uncharacterized. Bases 1 to 678 code for a protein of 225 amino acids. The transcript has a single exon. The record is from RefSeq and is a predicted model, not a curated record. NCBI's taxonomy places the organism in Eukaryota, Fungi, Ascomycota, Eurotiomycetes, Chaetothyriales, Herpotrichiellaceae.